GGACGUACCUCGUGAUGUUACGAUCCCAGCGAUCGAUCAAAUCUGUACGUAAGGAUCUUCAGGAGAUUCCAAAACACAUCGUCACACCGUUCGACGAAAGCAUUGCAGUCAGAAUUUUUCAUAACGAUGAUGACAUCUUUCUUUUUUCUUUGUUUCUACACAGUAGUGCUGGGUGCCCUGAAAGGAAGGUCGACUUCUAGGCGAUGUCAACCCGUUGACUGGCAAUGCAGCGUACGGACGGGAUUGUUCAAUGUCCAGCCUUCCACUGGAGGAUCGGGCGAUGGGUCGCCACACUUUGCCCACCGGGAAAAUCCCCAGUUUGAGGUCUUGCGGCUUUGGAUGUUCGAAGUGCUAGGAAACAUAUCCCCCGUCCAGCUAAGCCGUCCCCGACAAUACGCCGCUUGAGAGUGCAAUGUCUUUGCCUUGUUCACUUGCCGGAGUACGAGUAGAGGAGCACUGCAAGCAGAUCGGCU
Exophiala viscosa is the source of this 473-nucleotide messenger RNA. RefSeq lists its product as uncharacterized. The record is from RefSeq and is a predicted model, not a curated record. NCBI's taxonomy places the organism in Eukaryota, Fungi, Ascomycota, Eurotiomycetes, Chaetothyriales, Herpotrichiellaceae. The coding region runs from base 127 to 405 and encodes 92 amino acids. The transcript has a single exon.